AUGACCGGAGAUGUCAUAACAACCGCAAGCCGGCCGUGCAUGCUACGGUUUCGAAGUCGACCACUUCGGCUGAUGCAAACAUUCUUAAUGGGAGUUCCAUUAUUGUUAGGGAUCACACACGAAGUCCAAACAGUAAAUCUACAGCUUCUAAGAUACAAGGAACACUACUACUCACGAACACGAUCCAUGAGACUUUCUCUAAUCCCUAGGGCAGGAACACCCUUCCUUCCGCAGCUAUACGAAGCAAAAGUAAUCGUGACCUCGGAGCUACCAUGGAAGAAAGAAUUGGUUCGAAGAUGGAAAUGGACGUUUUACGUCUGGACAUCUUUAUAUGUUUACCUUAUGCUUCUUGUAAUUCUGGUUUGUGUAUUUAGAUCGAUUAUGUUCCCCGCCAUGGCCAUGACGGUGGUUUCUGGGGAAGAAAGACUGGCGGUUUCGGAUGUUCCUGCGGAGGAGAUGAUGGGUGGGAAAGAUGGGCCGACUUCGGAGACGCUUAGACGAUGGAGACAAAGUAGAAGCAAGAGGAAGGCUAUGCUUUUGGGUGAGUGGGAUGCAACAAGUAUGAGUGUAACGAGGGAUGAGGAUACGAGCGUUACUACCGAAGAUGUUGGGGACUCGGAGUCGGUUUGUCACUGA
Molecule: messenger RNA, 636 nt
Organism: Lactuca virosa
Lineage: Eukaryota; Viridiplantae; Streptophyta; Magnoliopsida; Asterales; Asteraceae
Source: the annotation of a GenBank genome assembly